AUGGACUUAUUGGGCCUAAAAGGACCCAAACCUGUGAUAAUAUUCGGCAAUCUAUUGGAUCUGCUAUUCGUGUCAAAGCCUGACCUCGAAGUGCAGCGAAUGAAACAAUUUGGCAAAAUUUAUGGAAUAUUUGAAGGCAGUAAACCGCUGAUACAAGUGGCGGAACCGGAACUCAUCAAACAGAUUCUGGUGAAAGACUUCCGUUUAUUCAACACCAAAGUGCGGAUCACAAACAUCGGUCACCCCGUCAUCGAGCGUAUGCUUGUGUCAGUGCGCGGCGACACGUGGCGGCGCACGCGCGCAGCCGUAAGUCCCGCCUUCGCCAUCGGACGCAUGCGCAGACAGUACGCGCAGAUACGCCACUGCGUGGGCGAACACCUCGUGCAGCGAAUGCAGAGUUACGCCGACAACUGCGCGCCCGUCGACGUCAAGCGUAUGUACGGCUGUUUCACACUCUCGACGAUGACGUGGUGCGCGUUCGGCGCCCGCACUGACCCCUACCGGGACUCGGGGCACCCGUUUGUGGCCAACGCGUGGCCCGUAUUUAAGCUCCCGCUGUGGAAACUGUUGGCCCUACAGGUGUUGCCGGGCGUUGUUUUGCGCGCGUUUCGCAUACGUUCGCUGUUUGACGAGAAAUGUAUCGCAAAUAUAACGCAAACUAUACUUACGAUUAUGCGCGCGAAAGAGACGGCCGGCGAUAAAAGCGAUGAUUUUAUUAAUGUUGUUAUGAACUCAAAACUAGAUCCCAACGAAGAACUGCCCGAUGAUAAUAACCCCGACGAUGAAGAGAAUCUAGUGAUGAGAUCCAAGACUAACGACAGUAAUGUGAGCAAAAAAUCGCUGACAGAGGAGGAGAUCGUCGCCCAGGGGUUCAUCUUCUUUACGGCAGCCUUCGAUCAAAUGGCAAACCUGUUGUCAUUCAUAACGUAUGAGUUGGCGCUCAAACCCGAAGCGCAGGACCGGCUCUACGAAGAGAUCGCCGGCGCUCAUUGCUUUCCCUAA
This is a messenger RNA of Medioppia subpectinata, 1002 nucleotides long. Lineage: Eukaryota; Metazoa; Arthropoda; Arachnida; Sarcoptiformes; Oppiidae. The record is from the annotation of a GenBank genome assembly.